Messenger RNA from Aspergillus mulundensis, 1305 nucleotides. RefSeq names its product DUF2293 domain-containing protein. NCBI's taxonomy places the organism in Eukaryota, Fungi, Ascomycota, Eurotiomycetes, Eurotiales, Aspergillaceae. The transcript is spliced from 3 exons. The record is from RefSeq and is a predicted model, not a curated record. The coding region runs from base 1 to 1305 and encodes 434 amino acids.
AUGGCUCCCACCAGGCCCAGAGCUGGAGCAGCGAGGAAUGACUGCAGAAACCGCGGGAGGAAGAAUCGUGCCAACCAGGGCCGAGCUGAGAGGAGCCGUAUUCAGAGGAACACCGUCCAGAGGAACCCGGGUACCGAGAUCAGACGCCGUCCGGACUUCAGUAUUGGGAGAAGCCGCUUCCCGAACUUCAGUGCUGAGAGGAGUAGCUUCAACCCCGGUAUCAUCGGAAGGGGGCACGCCAGGAAGCACCGCCAUAGAAAGCGCCAUGCUGGUCACCGCGCUGAGAAUAACCACGUUGAGACAACUCCUGGAGUUGCAGAGCCCCAUGCCCAUGAAAGCUACCAUGCGAACCACCACGGUCAAACCAACCACUUCGGAGAGAUCCAUGCUGAAGAACGCCCCUCCAAUAACCACGAUCACCAUAAUUGCUUCAGGAAGACCCAGGCCGAAGAACAAUCUCCCAUCAACCACGGUCACAACAAUCGUUUCGGAGAGAUCCAUGCUGAAGAACAACUCCCCACCGUGUCUCCGCUGGCUAUGGUCAAAGAAACACAUAACCGGGCACGGUCGAAAAAGGCUCUGAUCGAGAACCUGAGCCUCAUGAUUGCCAAGAGCAAGAAGACAACUCCCAAGGUGGCCACCAGCAACCCCACAAAUCCCCAGAAGUGCAAGGCCCCGACUGAGUGGCCAUCGUCAGAACCCUUUGAGAAGCUAUCAAAGAACUGUCUCGAGAGGGCACCAAUGCCCGCCGAUUAUGUGUUUGUUCCUAGGGGUAAUGUCUAUGUUACCCGGCACUGUCGAUCUCAAACCAAGCAAGACCACCGGCUGGUCUAUAAAGUUUAUGACAACUCAGGGAAGAAACCACUCGGAAUCCGCGUCCCCGCUAAUGUCCACACUGCUGUCCUACAAUCUGCCGAGGACACGGCAGAGUCCCGCGCCAAUGCUGUCAAAGCUCGCGACGAGAAGGAACAGGCGCACUACAGAGAGGUUCUAAGCAAGCAAUUUCCACUGAUGCCGGUCGAAUCGCUGAACACCAUCCUCGACCACGCCUUCCUCAAAGGCUCCGGCCGUGUCGGAAGGACCACGACCACGUCCGAAACAGAGAAGGUCCACCUAGCGGUGGACGCUCAUAUACGACACGUACACACACCCUAUGAGGCGCUGCUUCGCUCAGGUGUCGCCCGAGACGAGGCCCGCAAGGCGAUUUUGCCUACGGUACGAUCGAUUCGAGCAGCCUGGGCAGGGCACACCGAGAAUAGGAAGACAAAACCAACACCACUACCUCUGCGCAAGCGAAAGGAAUGA